This is a messenger RNA of Schizophyllum commune H4-8, 345 nucleotides long. RefSeq lists its product as uncharacterized. The transcript has a single exon. The record is from RefSeq and is a predicted model, not a curated record. Lineage: Eukaryota; Fungi; Basidiomycota; Agaricomycetes; Agaricales; Schizophyllaceae. The annotation marks the transcript as partial.
GGCGCGGCGGCCAAGCCCACCCUCCUGUCCGCUUGGAUCAACGGUGGAAGGCGCGCGAAGAAGCCCAUUGUCGUCACCGAGAUCGCGGUUUUCGAGCGGGAGAUGUGGGCGUGGUGGCCGGGGCUUCAGCCGGAGUGGUGCAAGCUCGACAGGCAGGGUUAUCCGGACCGCAGCGGUGGAGUGGGGGGCGAGUGGGGUGUUCUUGCCGUUCACGGGCAGAACGGGCUCGCGUCUGCUGUGGCGUGCUUGUGUUGGUGGGGCCUGGCACUGGGAAAGCGCUCGCCGACGUCGUGGGCUCGCUGCGUGAAGGAUGUACUGUGGGUAUGCGAAAACGUCGAGGACUGA